GACGCAUGGCCAAGGCCGGGCGGCCGCCUUGCCCCCGCUUCCUUUCACGCUGUCGCUGCCCGUAGGUGGUUGUGGCCACUGUGCCCGGAGGGAGGCGGCGGUGGCCAGUAAUGCCUGGGAAACUCCUCUGGGGGGACAUUAUGGAGCUGGAAGCACCCUUGGAGGAGUCCGAGAGCCAGAAGAAGGAGAGGCAAAAGGUGUUUAUUGAACCUAAUUUGUACCAUACUCUUUGCUGAGUACCAAGGAGGUUAAACUAAAUAAGUAAAGAAAUGGUCUCUGCUCUCAAGGAGCCUGUAGAGGAGUUGUAGUCUUUCCUCCUCCCAGCCCCCUGCCCUCCAAAAAAAAAAAAAAAAAAAAAAAAAGGAAAAGAAAAAACAUCCUGAAACACUCAGAGGAUCACAAGGUGCUGAAAAAAUGCCCAGGUAAAAUUAUUACUGGAGACAUUUGACCUGGAAAAAAGAAAUCAGCUGAAGAGGCUAAGGUGGCAGUAUUCGAAGGCUGACAUUCGACAAAAGAAUGAGACUUAUUUUGUAUAGCCUUAGAAAGCAGAAUCUACCUCUCUGACCUUAUCACUAAGCUGUCACCACCAUCCAUCUCCAGAACUUUUCAUUGUCCCAGACUGAAACUCUGUGCCCAUUAAACACUCACUUCUCAUUCCUCUCUCCUUCCACUCCCGGCAACUACCAUUCUACUUUCGCUCUGUGAAUUUGACUACUGAAGUUACCUAGAGUGUAAGCAGAAAACCAAGCAGAGCUUUAUGGAUAUCGCAAUUUCGGAUAAGGGAUUAUGGACCUGUACUUCCCUUAUAGGGUUGUUAUGAAGAUUUAAACAAGAUAAGCUGAAAACACAUUACACAGUGCUGGAGUGACAGAAGGAAGUCAAGGCACCAUUAUGACUCGGAUGAGAAAUCAGAAACAAGAGAAAAUGGUAUUACAGAUGACCUGGAUGCUCCCAAGGCCAAAAAAUCUAAAAUGAAAGAGAAGCUAAAUGGAGACACUGAAGAAGGAUUUAAUAGACUUUCAGAUGAAUUCUCCAAAUCUCAUAAGUCAAGAAGAAAAGAUCUACCAAAUGGAGAUAUAGAUGAAUAUGAAAAAAAAUCAAAGCGAGUAUCAUCCUUAGAUACUUCUACUCAUAAAUCAAGUGAUAAUAAACUAGAGGAGACCUUAACACGUGAACAGAAAGAAGGAGCCUUCUCCAAUUUUCCUAUUUCUGAAGAGACUAUAAAGCUUCUGAAAGGUCGAGGGGUAACAUAUCUCUUUCCUAUUCAAGUUAAGACCUUUGGUCCUGUAUAUGAAGGAAAAGAUUUAAUAGCUCAAGCACGGACAGGAACAGGAAAGACAUUCUCUUUUGCCAUCCCCUUAAUUGAAAGACUCCAAAGAAAUCAAGAAACAAUUAAAAAAAGCCGCUCACCAAAGGUACUUGUUUUGGCUCCAACAAGGGAACUGGCAAACCAAGUAGCCAAAGACUUCAAAGAUAUAACUAGGAAACUCAGCGUGGCGUGUUUUUAUGGUGGAACAUCAUAUCAAAGCCAAAUUAAUCAUAUUCGAAAUGGUAUUGACAUCUUGGUUGGAACACCUGGUCGUAUCAAAGACCAUCUGCAGAGUGGCCGAUUGGAUCUUUCUAAACUGCGACAUGUUGUGCUUGAUGAAGUGGAUCAGAUGUUAGAUUUAGGUUUCGCUGAACAAGUUGAAGAUAUUAUUCAUGAAUCCUACAAAACUGAUUCUGAAGACAAUCCUCAGACUUUACUUUUUUCUGCAACUUGCCCACAGUGGGUAUACAAAGUUGCAAAAAAAUACAUGAAAUCCAGAUAUGAACAGGUUGACCUUGUUGGAAAAAUGACUCAAAAGGCUGCAACUACUGUGGAACAUUUGGCCAUCCAGUGUCAUUGGUCUCAGAGGCCAGCAGUUAUUGGAGAUGUCCUUCAAGUCUACAGUGGGUCUGAAGGGAGGGCUAUUAUUUUCUGUGAGACCAAGAAGAAUGUAACUGAAAUGGCCAUGAAUCCACACAUAAAACAGAAUGCCCAGUGUUUACAUGGGGACAUUGCACAGUCACAAAGAGAAAUUACACUAAAAGGCUUCAGAGAAGGUAGUUUUAAAGUUUUGGUGGCAACCAAUGUGGCUGCCCGUGGUUUGGACAUUCCUGAAGUUGACCUGGUGAUUCAAAGUUCUCCUCCUCAGGAUGUUGAGUCCUAUAUCCAUCGCUCUGGACGCACAGGUAGAGCUGGACGGACAGGGAUUUGUAUAUGUUUUUAUCAACCAAGAGAAAGAGGUCAACUAAGAUAUGUGGAACAAAAAGCAGGAAUUACUUUUAAACGUGUAGGUGUUCCUUCUACAAUGGAUUUAGUUAAAUCUAAAAGCAUGGAUGCCAUCAGGUCUCUGGCUUCCGUUUCUUAUGCUGCUGUUGAUUUUUUCCGACCAUCAGCUCAGAGACUGAUAGAAGAGAAAGGUGCAGUGGAUGCAUUGGCUGCAGCUUUAGCCCACAUUUCUGGUGCAUCAAGCUUUGAACCACGAUCUUUGAUCACCUCUGAUAAGGGGUUUGUGACCAUGACUCUGGAAAGCCUAGAGGAAAUACAGGAUGUCAGCUGUGCUUGGAAAGAACUUAACAGAAAGCUGAGUAGUAAUGCAGUGUCUCAGAUUACCAGAAUGUGCCUCCUGAAAGGAAAUAUGGGUGUUUGCUUUGAUGUUCCUACAACUGAGUCAGAAAGGUUACAGGCAGAGUGGCAUGAUUCCGACUGGAUACUCUCAGUGCCAGCCAAAUUACCUGAAAUUGAAGAAUAUUAUGAUGGAAACACAUCUUCUAAUUCCAGACAGAGGAGUGGCUGGUCAAGUGGUCGAUCAGGCCGGUCAGGCCGGUCAGGUGGUCGAUCUGGCGGCCGGUCAGGUAGACAGAGUCGACAAGGAAGUCGCUCAGGAAGUCGACAAGAUGGUAGAAGACGAAGUGGGAAUAGAAAUCGAUCAAGAAGUGGGGGCCACAAACGGAGUUUUGACUGAGUAUUUGAUAGUUAAUCUACCAGUGUGAGCUUGCCUAUUUCUGCCUAAUCAUGUACAUUAUCCACCAAAAAUUAGGUCAUCAUAGUUGAGGUAUGUGUCUGCUAUUUGCAAAGAAGUUGGUCGUAUUUUUUUAAAAAGUAUUUCACAAGAAUGGAACAAAUCUACUUAUCCAGUUAUACCUUUGAAUAAAAAAACCUCCUUUUAUUGUCUCUUUUCA
Pan troglodytes (chimpanzee) is the source of this 3207-nucleotide messenger RNA. It is a transcript of the gene DDX50, whose product is annotated as DExD-box helicase 50. The record is from RefSeq and is a predicted model, not a curated record. Gene Ontology annotation, molecular function: ATP binding; RNA binding; RNA helicase activity. Gene Ontology annotation, cellular component: cytosol. The coding region runs from base 972 to 2990 and encodes 672 amino acids. The transcript has 18 exons. Lineage: Eukaryota; Metazoa; Chordata; Mammalia; Primates; Hominidae.